AUGGGCGCCUCCGCAGCAAAGUUAGACGUCAGCCACGAUGAUGGCAUCGACCUUGGGCCACCCGAAGCCUUGGCGCUGGGGCCCUUCUUGGGCAAAGCAGAGCCUUUCAUCUUGGAAGAUGGGCUUUGGCAUCGCUCACGCUACCCUGGCCCACCAUCGCGGAGAGCCGGGCGCUGCUCGUUGCGCUCGUUACACCGGGCUUUGGACUACAUGGCAGCACAGGAGGGACCUCCCCGGGCUAGUUAUGUGUCGCUGUGUCGCUACGACGGCUCCGACGUGCUCCGUGCUGGAGCUACGUUCGAGCUUCGCAUCCCGGAGCAAGACGGACUCCUCGAUGACCUUUCUGGUCGCUUUGUCUGCCUCAUGCUAGCCGAUCGCCCAGGGCUCUACGUUUGUGUAGACAAAGAUGGCCGGCUGAACUUGCAGAAGUAUUCCUUCCAGGGCCGGGAAGCUUUCUACUUCCAGCUCAUCGAUGAGGGCCCGGCUCCCCCUCUCGUCAUGGAUGUGGAGAGCCCGGUGCUGGGCUCCCCAGAACAUCGGCCUCCCGAGGGUUUGGUGGGUUCCUUAAGUUCCUUGGGCCUCGGUUCACUGGACCUCCUUCCCAGCUUCUCGCUGCCGGUGCCCGGAGACCCACAGUUGGAGGAGGCGGUGAGGAGGGCCCUGGCCCUUGAAGACAUCAAAGACAUGGACUUCGAUCCCGUGGACUGCCUCGAGCUGCCGAGCUGCCUCGAUGUGCUGAGACCACUCGGCCAUCGCUCGCAAGACGUUUCCGACGACUCGGAGAAGGUAGCCACGGAGCUCUGCAAUGUCCAGAUGGGUUCGUUUGGUGAGACGCGGUUGACAGAGACCUACAUCAAUAGCGAAACUGAGAUCAUGUCCAUCCUCCAGUCGAUCAGAGACUACACAAGUAUAGAGAUUGAUGAUGAGACCUUCGAGGCGAUUGAAACGAAUUUCCCCGCAGACCUCAAAAUGCGGCACUGGGCUGCUGCAUACAAGCUCCUCCGUUCAUAG
Messenger RNA from Symbiodinium sp. CCMP2592, 1011 nucleotides. NCBI's taxonomy places the organism in Eukaryota, Dinophyceae, Suessiales, Symbiodiniaceae. The record is from the annotation of a GenBank genome assembly.